GUUACUUACUUUCCUAUGAGGAGCUUAACUGACACCCUGCUGGCCUGCCCAGACAUUCGGCUGACCCGAUACAGUGGUGGCAGCCACACGCUGCACUCCAAAACAGAGACGACCCCGUCGCCCACUGACAGUGCUGGGAGUGGACACCCAGAAUAUAUUGCGUAUGUGCUUGUCCCCGUGUUCUUCAUCAUGGGGCUCUUUGGCGUCCUCAUCUGCCACCUGCUUAAGAAGAAAGGCUAUCGUUGUACUACAGAAGCUGAGCAAGAUGCGGAGGAGGAAAAGGUUGAAAAGAUAGAGUUGAAUGAUAGUAUGAAUGAAAAUAGUGACACUGUGGGGCGAAUUGUCCACUACAUCAUGAAGAAUGAAGCAAAUGCGGACGUGUUAAAGGCCAUGGUAGCAGAUAACAGCUUCGUCGGGGAUCCUGAGAGCCCCGUGACCCCCAGCACUCCUGGGAGCCCGCCCGUGAGCCCCGGGCCCUUGUCACCAGGUGGCACGCCAGGGAAGCACAUCUGUGGCCACCAUCUGCACACAGUGGGCGGUGCUGUCGAGAGAGAUGUGUGUCAGCGGUGCAGACACAAGAGGUGGCACUUCAUAAAACCGACCAACAAGUCCAAAGAAGGCCGCCCGAGGCGCCAAGGGGAGGUCACGGUCCUCUCUGUGGGCAGGUUUAGAGUUACGAAGGUGGAACACAAGUCCAACCAGAAGGAGCGGAGAAGUUUGAUGUCGGUCAGUGGGACUGAGAGCGUCAAUGGGGAGGUGCCUGUGACCCCUCAGAAGAGAGAACGGAGAGGCACAGAGUAGCAGGAAUGACUCUAUUUGAAGAGUUCUAAGAGACUGAAAACUUACACUAUACGAAGUUGUGCCCAAGGAAUGUUUUUAAUCUUUUGUACGAUUUCUAUCGUGGAAUAUGCAGGCAUACGGAAGAAAGCCAAAAAGGGAAUAUUGUUUUGCUGAAGACAGAAUUCAGUUGGCGUUGAAACAAGUUUUGAUUUAAAAAAGUCUCAUGAGAAAAUUGUCACAUUUCCAGGGAAGAAAAGAGCUCAUUUUUUUAUCUCCCCAACUGCCUUCAGCCACCACCCCAUGGUGUAUACACCACAGUUUUUUCCAGUAUGAUCACUCUGUACAGUGGAUGCAUUCGUGUACAGUCUGAGCUGAUGCUGUGUGUGUGUGUGUGUGUGUGUGUGUGCGCACACACACAUGUACUUCUGUUCCCCCAACCUUUACUCUAUGUUACUACUGGUCGUAAGAAGAUUCUCUUACAGUUUAACUGCUGCAGAAGAUAAAGACGGCUCUGGUAGUGAAAGGUCCCUGAGGAUAACCUAGUUGGCCCUGAGAAAUGGAUCCCCAAGAGACCUUGGCGUCAGAUGCUGGAUGCCGAGACCGAGAAUUCAGUGCUGACUCCUCUGCUACAUCAUGCCGCUCUUAGGUCACUUAUAAAAUAUUGGGAAGUUUCGUGUUUGUUUUUAUUUUAACGUGAGCAAAACAAGUCUUACUUAGUUUAUUCAAUAAAGGGGAAAGUGGUUUAAAGUCACAAAAACAAAAUAUUCUUGUUUUGACAACCCAAGUCCAAAUAACAGGAAAAAUCUCCGCUUCUCAAGCCAGAGGGCUGCUUUCCCCUGGCCAUUUUCUUCAAGGCAUUGCCGGUUCCAUCUCGUAACUAAUGCUCGUUAUUUCAAAGAGUCGUGGUGGUUUUUUCCCUGUGGGCUUGGAAACCCUGCUUUUUUCUUUGCCUUGGGGUUAUGAAACACCUGGAAGAACUCAGAGGCCAAGAUAGUAAAUUUACGGUAGGUCUGGGCCAAAGCCUGGGAGGGUCCACUUCCAGGGAGAGCUCCCAGGGCCGCUGGAUGCUUGCUCUAUUUCAGACGGAGAAAGCACAUUUCUCACUUGACUCCCAGGAGGUGAUUUCCAUUAAAAUGUAUUUAAAGUAUUUACUGUAAAUAUACUCAUUCCAUUCUGUUUCUGGCAUCAGACUAAAGCUUCUAACCUUUUAAAUGAAUGGCAGUUUCAAUUUCAUGUGAAUUUUUACUGACAACUGAUUAAAAGGCGUACGUGUACACAUACAUCUACACAGUGGACUAGAGGAAGUCAGUGUGGAGGAAAUUUCACUGAGGUCCAAAAAGUAGCAAUAUAGGAAUUUGGGGGAUGUGAAUUAGUAAAUAUGUGUGAUCUAGACCACUAGUUUUAGCUUCUUUUUUUUUUAAGAAAACAUCAUUUUUUGUUUGAAGAAUACACUCAGAAUGAUGAGGGAUAAUAUGUAAGAUAGUCUUCAGCUUUAAUUAUUUUUUAACUUUAUUCAGGUCAGAGCACUUUUUGUAAUAGCAAUACAACAGGCAGGAGAAUACUCAAAAAUAUUUAAGAUGGUUGUAUUUAUACCAACAGUACAUUUUAAAGAUUUUCUAAUACUUGAGCAGUUUUUAUCUGUCUGCAAACUAUGCCAAAAGUUAAGAAUUCAAUAUUUUCAACGCAGAAGCUUUUUACUGGUUUCUAUGAUCUGAUAAGAGCUCGUGAGUGUUCCCAAAGUGAGUGAUGUUUACAGGCCUGUGCUCUCCCCCCCGCGAGGGACGGGAGUCCGCACAGACUGACCGUGCACAACACUAACGAUGAUGGACUGACUGCUGGUGUAAAUGAGUGGGUUGGCCGCCACCUCGAUGUAAAAAUUUGUAAAGGAAAAUUUUCACCCUUUUGAGUGUCAAGUGUAUUUUUAACUGUCUGGUUUGUACUUCUACGACUUUUGUACUACCAAAGCAGAGUUAAAAAUAAAAAUGUUAAAUACAG
Molecule: messenger RNA, 2775 nt
Organism: Myotis davidii
Lineage: Eukaryota; Metazoa; Chordata; Mammalia; Chiroptera; Vespertilionidae
Gene: RELL1
Product: RELT like 1
Exons: 7
Coding region: 16-801 (261 amino acids)
Biological process (GO): positive regulation of p38MAPK cascade
Cellular component (GO): plasma membrane
Source: RefSeq, a predicted model, not a curated record